Molecule: messenger RNA, 2409 nt
Organism: Toxorhynchites rutilus septentrionalis
Lineage: Eukaryota; Metazoa; Arthropoda; Insecta; Diptera; Culicidae
Product: histone H2A
Exons: 1
Coding region: 40-414 (124 amino acids)
Cellular component (GO): nucleosome
Molecular function (GO): structural constituent of chromatin; protein heterodimerization activity; DNA binding
Source: RefSeq, a predicted model, not a curated record
GCUUCGCACGUGAAUAAUUUCAUAAUUAUAUAACAAAAAAUGUCUGGACGUGGUAAAGGAGGAAAAGUUAAGGGAAAGGCGAAGUCCCGUUCAAAUCGUGCUGGCUUACAGUUCCCAGUGGGUCGUAUUCAUCGUCUGCUCAGGAAGGGAAACUAUGCCGAACGUGUUGGAGCUGGAGCACCCGUUUAUCUGGCCGCAGUGAUGGAAUAUUUGGCCGCUGAAGUAUUGGAAUUGGCAGGAAAUGCCGCUCGUGACAACAAGAAGACCAGGAUUAUCCCACGUCAUCUGCAGUUGGCUAUCCGUAAUGACGAAGAAUUGAACAAACUACUGUCGGGUGUAACUAUUGCUCAAGGCGGAGUCUUGCCCAAUAUCCAAGCUGUUCUGCUACCCAAGAAAACCGAGAAGAAGGCUUAAAUCAACAACGACAUGAAAGUGCACUAGAAUCGAGAACCCAACCGUCCUUUUCAGGACGACAACAAAUUUUUAAUAAAGAGUUACAAUGAUUGAUUUUCCACCCUCCACUAAUCUAAAAAUCAAUCCACAGCAAUCACUGAAGGAGAGCGUCUGUUUCCAAACAGAUAUAAGUUAAUCGUUAUACCGAAUAGGAAAUAUUAAAGCAAACCUAAAAGUAUGCUGUUUUUUACCGCCCAUACAGUGUUCAACAUAGAAACGAAAAUAGGAAGAUUUGCCAAUGGAGAUGAGUUAUAAACCGACACGCAUAUCGAAAAUCCAACAUAUUUUCUUACAAUGGAAAUAUGCUUCGAUGUCUUGAAUUAUAACAAAGUAUCAACUCACAACAACUAAUGCUUCAAACAUUGCUUCGAAACAAAAUCGAAUUUCGACCUGAAAAUCAACAAAGGCAAGCAAUAUCAAUAUACGGGAGAAAAUUGCAAAGUUGAGCAAAACAUAAUUAUCCCAGGUAGCAGUGGAGAUUGGCUGAAAGAACCGCCACCGUAAAGUAUACCAGCUGCCAGUGAAUAACAUUUCCAGUAGGGCCAUUCCAUUCUCAUUCAACGAAACAUCAUCACUGUUAGAAAUCCACACUAAAAACGGUAAAUUCCGAUCCUAAAACCGAACCUAAAACAAGACUCGAUAAUUAUCUUUCCUUUAUUCCACAUUCAUAUAAGCAGCAUAUUGACGGAUUGCAGCGAUGAAUUGUUAGGCUGUUAUGUACUUGAACUCAUCUAUGAAAUUUUAUUAUUUAGGCAACCUGAAUACCAAAGUUGAAAUUUAGUACUUCUGUUUGAAAUGCUCAAUAUAAAUUAAAAGAGGCAGUGUAGCUAAAGAAAAAACACUCGACAAAUAUUAAUACAUGUUAUAUUUUUUACAUUUUUCCGUGCUGGAACGAAAAAUCGUUCCGCAUGUAUUGUAACUGAGCUACGAUUGGACAAUCUUUAGAAAAAGAUCGAUUUUCUAAACAGCGUAGGGAUCAAUUAACUGAUUGAAUCGGUAUCAAAGAAUCGAUCUUAAAUCGAAAAAUCGAAUGACUUUUUUCCAAUUUAUGUAGUUAUUCUAUAAGUGUCGUCUUUUCUUAAAAUGCAAAAAAUGUAGAGGCGACGAGUGGGUAGGAAUUAAAAUUCAUCUGUUAUAUUUUUCAUAUUUUUUAUUCUAGGCAUAAAGCAUGCUUAAAUUUUCUUUUACAGUUUCACAGAAUGUUCUUCUUCCGAGAACGAGAAUCGUUUUACGAUAGUAUAGUUUUCAUUUUUCGGUCUAAAACUAUGAUAUAACUGAGUUUUUGCGGAAAAUUGCUUCAAAUGAUUAUAACGGGUUUUAAGUUUUCUUUCUAUUGCUUUAUAACUUGUCGUCUCUACAUUUUUUGCAUUUACCUGAGAUACCUUUACCUGAUACAUGUUUUUCAUUGUCCUUAAUAUCUACCGAUUACUAUACUUAUUCCUAUUUUCUACUCAUUAAGCUACCUGCCCAAAAACAUGUUAACUUUCAAAAAUCAUAACUCAAAAACUAAAAAAACUCCUCUCUGAAUUUUGGAUAUGUUAUGUAAAAAAAAACUCAGCUUUCAAGAGAAAAUAUAAAAAAAUAUAGCGCCAUUGGUACCGAAACCAUGUAAGCUAUAAAAAAUGAAUACAAUGAAUAAUAACGGUUAGCUUUGAAAAAUCAUAGCUUAAAAACAAAAAAAAACUCCUCUCUGGUUUCGAGAUAUGUUCUGUAAAAAAUUCUUAGCUUUCACGAAAAAAAAAUAUAUAUAAAUAUAGCGCCAUUGGUCCCGAGACCAUGAAAACUAUAAAACACAAAUACAAUUAAUAAUAACGAAGCCAAAAGUCAAAUUUUAUGCAACUCUGGUAUUUUUUCAAAAAAGAUCAGCUAUAAGUAGAUAUGUCGAUCAUCUAAAUCGGCUCAGUAGUUAUGAAUUUUUCAAGAAGUAAGUCUUUGAAAUAAGUGGAAAAAUUUGAA